CUAAGAAACAAGAAAAAGGGUCCCCUCCCAAAAUCUCUAAGGCUGGAUGCUAUUUGCACAGCUCAAGUAUGCGUGCUGCAUCCUAAUGCACUGAGCCAUGUCCCAGGAGGAGGGCGGGAGGAAGAAGCACACAGACGGAACUUUGGAAACUCCAUUCUUUUUCGAAUGAGAGGGAGACUGUCCGUUUUGUCGAGCUUGCACCCCUUGCAAUAAAUUUGAGUCAGCACCAAAACGACAGCUCUGCAGUCCUCUCCGAUGGAGCGCUGAUCAGGUGGUUGCAGAGCCCCUGGAAACGGCAGUACGAUGCAGCUGAGGAGGCAAAGCACAACCCACAGGCAAACUGUGGCUACCCUCGAGAGCGAGCCGGCCUUCGCGUUCCCAUCUUUCAGAGAAGCGAUGCACUAAGACUGCAACAAGGACUGGGGCAACCAUGGAAAACUUGGUCUUGAAGGCGCCGCCACCCUGUGUCCUGGCUCUUCUGUUCAUCCUACCAGCCGUUCAGGGCGUUUGUCCUUCCGCGUGCUCAUGCUCAGGGAACGACAGAAACGUGGACUGUUCAGGCAGAAACCUGACCACGCUGCCACACGGACUUCAAGACAACAUCACCUAUUUAAACCUGUCCUAUAACCGCUUGGUGGACCUCGACCACCAGCUGACAAGGUUUGCCAAUUUGAGGACCCUGGACCUGGCCCACAAUUGGCUCCAGAACCUCCCAGCACACCUGCCCAAGUCGCUGUGGGAAAUAUACGCGGCACACAACAACAUCAGAGUCCUUCAGAAGCUGGACACGGCUUACCAGUGGAACCUUAAGGUCCUCGACGUCUCCAGGAACAUGGUGGAAAGGGCCGUUCUCAUCAACAACACCAUGAGCAGCCUCAAGUUCCUCAACCUCAGCAGCAACAAGCUCUGGACAGUUCCCACCAACAUCCCUUUCAACACGGAGACGGUGGAUCUAUCCAACAACUUCUUGACCCAAAUACUACCCGGCACGCUGAUGAGACUCACGCGCCUCUCCAAACUUUACCUGCACAACAACAAGUUCACCUACAUCCCAGACGAAGCUUUCGACCAGCUCGUCCAACUGCAGCUCAUAACCCUUUACGACAACCCUUGGGCGUGUGGGGAUGGGAGUAAGGCGGCGCUUUCCUAUCUCCAGGAAUGGAUAGGAGAAACCAGCGCUACGGUCCUGGGGAUGCCAUGUUCAGUUGAGGCCACCACGCCUUGGAAGCGUGCCAUGCCAUACUCGGCGGCUCCCACAGCUGCAGAGAACCCCCUCCUUGUGAAAGCAAUGAAGGCGUUGCACACAGCUGGGCCGCCGGUGCCAACCGAACAAACCGGGCGCGUGCACCAACAGUUGAGAACGAAGGGCAUUAGUCUAAGCGCCACUGUUGGACAAACAAUUGCGUUCACAAGCACGGGCCGGCCGCUGUCCUUCUACCCGGAAGGGCUGAGCACAGAAAAGCUUAGUUCUUACGAAGCGGCUGCAGCCACACACAGCAUCUACAUUCAAGAUACAACCUCUGUGAAUUCAAGCACAACGGGUCUGGCAGGAUCACCCUCCACGCCAAUGACCUUGAGUAUCGCCAGCGGGAUGCCCACGAACUAUACAAAGAGGCCUCAAAGCACAACUCCUGUAAAGAGAGAGGAAUCGACCAAGAAAAUCAACCCCCGGGCACCCUCCAAAGCAACUGUCCCUGAGCGGUGUUUGUUAGUCAUCGUAACGCUUGUCACCAUGGCCCUAGCAAUGGGCUAUGGAUUUGUGCUUAAGUGAAUAAAUUGCUUCAUUGUUCCAUAUCAAAUAAAAUAGCGUGGGUGGGGGGAAAAGAAACGCUUGUGUGCCAUGAAUCAAAUGCAAGAAGAAAUGUCCGUUUAGAUCCCGAAAUACGCCCGUAAAGAACGUAACUCCUCCUAAAUGAAAAGACUGCACAAAAAAUUAUGUCUUGAUAACCCAAGCUGCUACUUAUUCUAACCACGUUUUACCGAAUCGGGAGGGGAAAGGAGCCUAACUCUAUCAAAUAAUAUAAUUGUUUUUAUGAAAUGUGCUCAUUUUGUAUUUACAUUUUUAAUUUUCUUCACACACACACAAAAAACCAUAUGAAGAUAUGUCAGUAUUUUAUGUAUGGAUUAUGAAUAGUUUUGUCAUUAAACAUCUGGAAAGAAAGAAAGAAAAAAGGCCUGUAUUGUGUAU
Sceloporus undulatus (fence lizard) is the source of this 2188-nucleotide messenger RNA. It is a transcript of the gene OMG, whose product is annotated as oligodendrocyte myelin glycoprotein. Bases 431 to 1771 code for a protein of 446 amino acids. The record is from RefSeq and is a predicted model, not a curated record. Gene Ontology annotation, molecular function: protein binding. The transcript has 2 exons. Lineage: Eukaryota; Metazoa; Chordata; Lepidosauria; Squamata; Phrynosomatidae. Gene Ontology annotation, biological process: neuron projection regeneration.